AUGGCAUCAACAACCAUACAAGCAAAAUGUGACUUCUGCCAGAAAACCCUAUCGAAGAAAAGCCUUUGGCGCCAUCGAAAGAACUGCCCGAACAAUAAACCACUAGCACCUACGUUUCCUCCGGCUACCUUCAAGCCUGAGCCCUCAAUUACAAUCACAUCUUUCACAGAUAAAGAUCGCAAAGCUGUGGACACACAAGCAUUUAUCCAGACAAUUGAUCGAGCCUGUGUUGUGGAUGAUUCGGCUAUAUCGCAAACUAGCUGCUUACAAGAGCUGCACGAUCUGCUCAGUAAACCAUACACAAAGCCAAUUCUCUGGCGAGGAUUUACCAAACACUACCCACUUCCAGGCACACCUUCCUCAAUAUCUGAAUUCCUAGAGGCCUUGAAACGCUACCAGAUAAAAGAACUUGAUGUCUAUGACUACAUGUCCAACACAGACCUUAACUACAAGGUGUCUCUGGACAAGAUUAUCGAGCACUUUGCAAAGCCACCAGGGUCUGUCCAUCCAUUGAACUUUCUCGACAUUCGAAACUAUUUCGCCUCUGCUAUACCUCCACCUAUUUUCAAGGCAGACAUUCUUCAACUUGCAUGGCGACGACAAGAAGAGUCUGUAUCCAAGUCUAUUCCCCAGAAAUUUCCUCUCGACCAUGCGGAUCGGGAAUUCUACCUUCUCUCUACCCAAGGGUCUGUAUCAACUAUUCACGCUGAUACCGCUGGAGUCCAUACAUUCAUAUCGAUCAUUACUGGUAGUAAAUACUGGUAUAUCCCACGUCAGCUAGGCCUUGUAACUAGCCAAACACUAGCUAGUUUUGGCAGCUCUACCCCUGAGGUUUAUCAAUAUGGCUGGAUUAAGAUCAAGCUUUCUCCUGGUGAUCUUCUCAUUAUGCCGCCUGGCUGCCCCCAUGCAGUCUUUACUCCCGAAAAUACCCUAGCGUUUGGAGGUACCUUUUAUACACUCCCCUCCCUCGGAGAUAGUAUAAGAGCUUUAUCACUUCAAAUCAAGACGGGCGACACAUUCAGUAAUGAAGAUCUCUCCGAGCAGGAUUAUUCAAAUUUUGUCUUGAUGCUUUCCCGGUGUAGAGAUCUUCUUACGCCUACUCAGUCGGCGAGUAUCAGUAUGGGAGCCGACUGGCAAGUACAGGAUGGGAGUGACUGGCAUGCUACAGGGCAAAGAAAUAUACUCAGUCUGGCUGAGGAAAUCAACUGUGACUUAGAGAAAAGAUUCAAUCUCAGUUCGGAAUCGUUGCUACAGUAA
Molecule: messenger RNA, 1257 nt
Organism: Penicillium chermesinum
Lineage: Eukaryota; Fungi; Ascomycota; Eurotiomycetes; Eurotiales; Aspergillaceae
Exons: 2
Coding region: 1-1257 (418 amino acids)
Source: RefSeq, a predicted model, not a curated record